Molecule: messenger RNA, 1793 nt
Organism: Electrophorus electricus (electric eel)
Lineage: Eukaryota; Metazoa; Chordata; Actinopteri; Gymnotiformes; Gymnotidae
Source: RefSeq, a predicted model, not a curated record
UCCCUUUUUUGUUUUCGAGGUUAUGCUUUAAUAAUAAUGUAAACCGUUAAACGCAAAGCGGUGCUAUGGAUUUAAACGUCCCAUGACGCCGAAGUGCUUCUUUUUCUUUGCUUCAGUAUGUGUAUGACAGGGCUGAAGCAGUCUUCUAAGAAGCCGCAAAGGACCUUUCAAAGGACCCUUUUUCUGUUUCUCCUGUGUGCAGCUACCAUCAUCAUUUGUUUUUGUUUCAAAAAUAACAAAACAGUACUAGCUAAGAUGAUUUACCCUCACAUAAAAAGAACUAACAAGAAUUCCAGAAUUCCACAACACAAUGAUUCUCUAAGCACAGGUAAACACUCAACCUUUAAAAAUGGCAUGAACAAUAAGGUAAAAAUAAUUCAGCAUCAGUAUAACAUAGCUAAUAACAUUACCACAACAGGGUCCAACGAUUCUACCAACACAGAUAAACCUUCAAAUACUGAGCCACUAUUAAUGGUAUGUGAUGUGCCAGUGCAGAGUGGCCCAGUGAUUAAAGUUGGUGAACACAAAACAUAUGUGAUUGGCUCGUAUGUGGAGCACCGCUUAGAGGUGAGAAAGAUAAAAACAGUUGCAAUAGUGCUUCGUAGUGAGAAAUUGGAUUAUUACUGCUUGUUCUGCUGCGAUGGAAAGAACAUUUCUAUACCUGCUGUAUAUGACAUUCACUCUGAUCACUUUAAUUUUGAGUACGGCACAGCUGACAUUGUCUGUGAAAUGCCUACAACAUGCAAAACACAAUUGCAUGUGGCUAUUACUGCCAAAUCACAGGAAAGGUCUGAAUCCGUUGAUAAUAUACAGUCCUUCCAACUGAUUAGGAAUCAACAGCCCAGGAAGAUUUUUCCAUACAACUUUACUGUUUGCAUUUCUGUCAUGUUUGACUGGAACAAUGUACUAGAGCUUAUUCAGACUAUGGAGAUGUUCAAAAUACUUGAUGUGCAGAAGGUUGCUGUUUACAAAACAAACUGCAGUUCUACUACACAGAAGAUCCUGGAUUACUAUGUCAAAAAGGAUUUUGUAGAGAUCAUCCCCUGGGCUGUGCCAGAUCACAUCAGAGUAUCCAGAGGGUGGCAGAAGUGGGCCUCACCAGGGGAGCUGCAUUAUUUUGGGCAAAUCGCUGCACUUAAUGACUGUGUAUAUCGCUACAUGUACCAGAGUGAGUAUGUAGCUUUACAAGACUUGGAUGAACUUAUUAUUCCUAUGAAUGGAAUAACCUGGACAGAACUCCUGCCUCAACUCCAGAAAAUAUAUAGUACUUAUGCAGGUUUUGAGUUUGAGAAUAACGUGUUUCCUCUUUCGAUCAAGCAGUGGAAACUGAACUUUCACCCAGAUUUAUGGAACAAAGUCCCGGGAGUUAACAUAUUGCAACAUGUCAAAAGGAUAGGAAAUGACCCCAGCAAGUUCAAUAAUUUCAAGGUCAUUGUGAAUCCUCAAUUAGUGUUCAAGGUUACAGUGCAUGGCCUUCUGAAAUCUUUGGGUGGUACUGCCAGGGUGGAUCAUAACAUGGCGCGUAUGUACCACAUGAAAAAUGUUUCAAGUAGUGACUUCUCAGAGGGUUUACUCAUAGAGGAUACACAUCUCUGGGACUUUGCAGACAGGUUGAUUCCAGCUGUUUCUGAAUUGGUCCAACACAUGUUGAAUAUUCAUUGAAGUGUCCAUGCUUGAAUAUUAGUAUAUGCUAGGCUAAGUUGAUGAAUGGUUCAGAAUUGUUAGUGGUGAAAUGAAAAUAAAACAUCACAUUUUCAUUUUCUUUUUUUUCACAAAUAUAGAUUGAUUACAUU